This is a messenger RNA of Miscanthus lutarioriparius, 3336 nucleotides long. The record is from the annotation of a GenBank genome assembly. Lineage: Eukaryota; Viridiplantae; Streptophyta; Magnoliopsida; Poales; Poaceae.
AUGUCAAACCCGCCGCAGAAGAAGGCGAUCCGUAACCCCGGCGCCGGAGCCGGCGGGCCGGCGGGGAACACGGUGAAGUUCGCGCGGCGGACGGCGAGCGGGCGGUACGUGAGCCUGUCCCGGGAGGACAUCGACAUGGAGGGCGAGCUGGCGGCGGACUACACCAACUACACGGUGCAGAUCCCGCCCACGCCCGACAACCAGCCGAUGAUGGACCAGGCGUCCGUGGCCAUGAAGGCCGAGGAGCAGUACGUCUCCAACUCGCUCUUCACCGGCGGGUUCAACAGCGUCACGCGCGCCCACCUCAUGGACAAGGUCAUCGAGUCCGAGGUGACGCACCCGCAGAUGGCCGGCUCCAGGGGCUCCCGCUGCGCCAUGCCCGCUUGCGACGGCAAGGUCAUGCGCAACGAGCGCGGCGAGGACAUCGACCCCUGCGAGUGCAGGUUCAAGAUCUGCCGCGACUGCUACCUGGACGCGCAGAAGGACGGCUGCAUCUGCCCGGGGUGCAAGGAGCACUACAAGAUCGGCGAGUACGCCGAGGACGACCCCAACGACGCGUCGUUAGGGAAGCACUACCUGCCGGGGCCCGGCGGCGGCAUGAUGAACAACAGCAAGUCCCUGCUGGCGCGGAACCAGAACGGCGAGUUCGACCACAACCGGUGGCUCUUCGAGAGCUCUGGAACCUACGGCUACGGCAACGCCUUCUGGCCCAAGGGCGGCAUGUACGACGACGACCUGGACGACGAGGGCAGCCCCGGCGGCGGCGGGGGCGGCGACGGCAUGCUCCCCGAGCAGAAGCCGUUCAAGCCGCUGACCCGCAAGAUACCCAUGCCGACGUCCAUCAUCAGCCCCUACCGGAUCUUCAUCGUCAUCCGGAUGUUCGUGCUCCUCUUCUACCUCACGUGGCGCGUCCGCAACCCCAACAUGGAGGCGCUCUGGCUCUGGGGCAUGUCCAUCGUGUGCGAGAUCUGGUUCGCCUUCUCCUGGCUGCUGGACAUGCUCCCCAAGGUGAACCCCGUGAACCGGAGCACGGACCUCGCCGUGCUCAAGGAGAAGUUCGAGACGCCGUCGCCGUCCAACCCGCACGGCCGCUCCGACCUGCCGGGGCUGGACGUGUUCGUGUCCACGGCCGACCCGGAGAAGGAGCCCGUGCUCACCACGGCCACCACCAUCCUGUCCAUCCUGGCCGCGGACUACCCGGUGGAGAAGCUGGCGUGCUACGUGUCUGACGACGGCGGCGCGCUGCUCACCUUCGAGGCCAUGGCGGAGGCGGCCAGCUUCGCCAACAUCUGGGUGCCCUUCUGCAAGAAGCACGACAUCGAGCCCCGCCAGCCGGACAGCUACUUCAGCAUCAAGGGCGACCCGACCAAGGGCAAGCGGCGGUCGGACUUCGUCAAGGACCGGCGCAAGGUGAAGCGGGAGUUCGACGAGUUCAAGGUGCGCAUCAACGGCCUGCCGGACUCCAUCCGCCGGCGCUCCGACGCCUUCAACGCCCGCGAGGACAUGAAGAUGCUCAAGCACCUCCGCGAGACCGGCGCCGACCCGGCCGAGCAGCCCAAGGUGAUGCUGAAGCCUCCUUCUCCCGACCCACUGUACGGGAUGCACGACGACGAGCAGCUGAUCGACUUCAGCGACGUGGACAUCCGUCUCCCGAUGCUGGUGUACAUGUCCCGCGAGAAGCGUCCCGGCUACGACCACAACAAGAAGGCCGGCGCCAUGAACGCCCUGGUGCGCUGCUCCGCCGUGAUGUCCAACGGGCCCUUCAUCCUCAACUUCGACUGCGACCACUACAUCAACAACGCGCAGGCUAUCCGCGAGGCCAUGUGCUUCGUGAUGGACCGCGGCGGCGAGCGCAUCGCCUACAUCCAGUUCCCGCAGCGCUUCGAGGGCAUCGACCCCUCCGACCGCUACGCCAACAACAACACCGUCUUCUUCGACGGCAACAUGCGCGCGCUGGACGGCCUGCAGGGCCCCAUGUACGUCGGCACGGGCUGCAUGUUCCGCCGCUUCGCGCUCUACGGCUUCGACCCGCCGCGCACCACCGAGUACACCGGCUUGCUCUUCAAGAAGAAGAAGGUGACGCUCAGCAAGGUGGCGGACCCGGCGGGCGAGACGGACACGCAGUCGCUCAACCACAAGCAGGGGCAGGGUGGGGCGGUGGACUUCGACGCCGAGCUCACGUCGAUGAUUGUGCCCAGGCGGUUCGGCAACUCGUCGGCGCUGAUGGCGUCCAUCCCCGUGGCCGAGUUCCAGGCGCGGCCGCUGGCGGACCACCCGGCCGUGCAGCACGGGCGUCCCCCCGGGUCGCUGACGGUGCCCCGGCCGCCGCUGGACCCGCCGACCGUGGCGGAGGCCGUGUCCGUCAUCUCCUGCUGGUACGAGGACAAGACGGAGUGGGGGGACCGCGUGGGCUGGAUCUACGGCUCCGUGACGGAGGACGUGGUGAGCGGCUACCGCAUGCACAACCGCGGGUGGCGCUCCGUCUACUGCAUCCCCAAGCGCGACGCGUUCCUGGGCACGGCGCCCAUCAACAUGACGGACCGCCUCCACCAGGUGCUGCGCUGGGCCACCGGCUCCGUGGAGAUCUUCUUCUCCCGGAACAACGCCUUCCUGGCGUCGCGGAGGCUCAUGUUCCUGCAGCGGGUGGCCUACCUCAACGUCGGCAUCUACCCCUUCACCUCCAUCUUCCUGCUGGUCUACUGCUUCAUCCCGGCGCUGUCCCUCUUCUCGGGCUUCUUCAUCGUGCAGACGCUCAACGUCGCCUUCCUCUGCUACCUGCUCACCAUCACCAUCACCCUCAUCGCGCUGGGCAUCCUCGAGGUCAAGUGGUCCGGCAUCGAGCUCGAGGACUGGUGGCGCAACGAGCAGUUCUGGCUCAUCUCCGGAACGAGCGCGCACCUGUACGCCGUGGUGCAGGGGCUGCUCAAGGUCAUGGCCGGCAUCGAGAUCUCCUUCACCCUCACGGCCAAGGCGGCGGCGGAAGACAACGAGGACAUCUACGCCGACCUCUACGUGGUGAAGUGGUCCUCGCUGCUCAUCCCGCCCAUCACCAUCGGCAUGAUCAACCUCAUCGCCAUCGCCUUCGCCUUCGCGCGCACCGUCUACAGCGACAACCCGCGCUGGGGCAAGUUCAUCGGCGGCGGCUUCUUCAGCUUCUGGGUGCUGGCGCACCUCUACCCCUUCGCCAAGGGGCUCAUGGGCCGCCGCGGCAAGACACCCACCAUCGUCUUCGUUUGGUCGGGACUCAUCUCCAUCACCAUCUCCCUGCUCUGGGUCGCCAUCAGCCCGCCGGAGGCCAGCGCCGGCGGCCGCAGCGCUGGCUUCCAGUUCCCUUGA